ACGGUGGUAUCGUUCAUGGCAGUUCAGUGGACUAACGUUCCGAUGUACCUUGUUUUACGCCGAGCUAAUACGCUUUUCGCGUUGGUUGGCGAGGCACUCAUUUUGCACAAGUCGAUUCGCCUUGCCUCGGUAGAAGCGGUAGUAGUCAUUCUGGUCGGUACUGCCCUGGCUGGCUAUGGCGACUUGACUUAUGAUUUUUUCGGAUAUGUUGCAGCUUUUUCUCAAAACUUUUUCACAACGGCGUCAAACGUUUGUACGUAUCGUCUCACGCAUGAAUCGGCGCAGACUUGCCAGGUUGAGGUUGCGCUUUUCAUUCACACACUGUUCUCCAUCCCGUUGCUGUUGGGACUGGCUAUGUGGACAGGAGAGCUUACUGCAUCUUCGAUCCCUCUUGACGGAACCGCCCCGGUAUUGAUGUUCACUAUCUUGGUAUACGUAUUGCUAGUAGCGCUACAUCAAAUUUCUAAUACGAUGUCAAUUGUGAAUGGUGGUCCGGUGAGCACUAGUGUUGCUGGAAAUUGCAAGGACAUU
Perkinsus marinus ATCC 50983 is the source of this 531-nucleotide messenger RNA. RefSeq names its product UDP-glucuronic acid/UDP-N-acetylgalactosamine transporter, putative. The record is from RefSeq and is a predicted model, not a curated record. The annotation marks the transcript as partial. Gene Ontology annotation, cellular component: Golgi apparatus. The transcript has a single exon. NCBI's taxonomy places the organism in Eukaryota, Perkinsozoa, Perkinsida, Perkinsidae. Gene Ontology annotation, molecular function: antiporter activity.